UUCUAGUUGACAUGUAAAAAGCCGGGCGGUGAAUACAAUUGAUAAAAAAUAAUGGAAUAUUUUCGCAGUUUGCCGUGGCGAGUAAGUACAUGUCAACAGCUAAAUAAUCUAUAUGAUUAUGUAACUGAAGAAUCCUUAGCAAAACUACCCAUUUUACAAAAAUCAUCUGAAGAAUUAUUUACAAAUUUAUUUAAUAAAUAUGAAAAAAUCAAAAAUAGAGAAAAACAAAUUCAGAAAAAGAAUGAUGAUUAUGUUCGUGGAUACCGACCAAUACCUGAACUGGCAACAACAGAAUUAACAAUUCAAGAUCAUAAAGAAUAUUUAGAACUGUUAAAGUAUUAUGUAGAAGGAAAUCAACGUUUAACUCCUCAAAUUAAAAAUUCUAUGAUGUUAACUCAAAAUUUGGAGCCUAAAAUACAAGCAGAAAGACAAAAAUAUGCAAAAUUUGUAGAAGAUCAAUGGAAGCUAAAUGGUAAAGAACGUUGUGAACAAAUUCAAAAUGCAAUUGAAACGUUCUUUGACGAAGAAUGGAUUAAACGAAUUCAAAUUAUUGAUCAAUAUCCUCCUUAUUAUUCUACCGAACGUAUGAUCCCCAUAGUUCCGAAAGAAGAAUUCACUAUUGAAAUGAAAUGUGUUAAUAAUUUAUUUGAAAUGGGUAAUAUUCAGUUCUUUCCUAAACAACCGGACAAAAAACGUAUUUUUUUGGAUCCAAAUAAAAUUAAACAUUCUGAUUUUUAUAAUUAUUCAAAUGAACCAGUUAGUUUAGAUCCAACCGCUGAAAAAUUAGCAAUUUGUAAUAAAGUUGACAUUGUAAUCUCAGCAAGCGGAAUAAAGAAUAUUAUGAAUAAUCAUGCACCGUAUCACAAAUCAUGGAAUUUACCUGUCAAGAUUAAGGAACAUUCUAUUACUGUUGAUGGUAAAACAAUUUCCAAGAAGAUAAUUUAUAUUGAUAAAGCUUUACCCAAGAAUUGUUUAAAUAAUGUACAAAAAAAUUAUUGGGUUUAUAAGAAAAUUUUAAAACCAAAUUUUUGCAAAGGAACUGCACAUCGAUUUAAACAGCCAAUCAUGAAGACUACAACUGUUUGUAAUUGUUCGAAUACGUCCGAAUUCGAUGAACAAGUAGAAGCAAACGAUGGUGUGGACGAAAAGCAUAAUAAUAUUAGCUUUGGAAUUGAGAAAACUUUAUCUGAUGAUGAAUCCAAUGACAGUUUAAUCAUUGAUCUGCCAGAAACUGAGCAAGUGACAGAAAACGAUCCACUUAAAUCAAAAUUCAAAAGAAUUGAACCGAUAGGUACGCGAAGUAAAUCAAAACGAAGUGUUUCUCCAAGCCCAUCUCCAACACCAACUGAAGCAAAACGUUUAAAAACCGUUGAUGGCACUUCAAAACCAAUAAAUACUAGAAAUUCAAAAUCUAAUAGCGUGGAACGAAAUUCAAGAGCGAAUAGCUUGGAAAAAAGUUCUAAUUCUGAAACUAUAAAUGAAAUGCCAAAUUCGAAUAGCGUGAAACAAAAUUCAAAAGCGAUGAACACAAAUAAAAAUUCAAAGUGUAAAUGUAAAAUAAGACAAUUAAAAGGUGUAAAUGUUACGUAUAAAUUGUGGAAUUUAAAAGCAGAAAGUAAUCGCUUAAGAAAAACUACAUCACAAGAAAUUAAUAUUUUGGUUCGAUGUAAAAUUGAUGCGAUCCAGAAUUCAUCUGGGGAAAAACAUUCCAUUAUUCUAACACCAAAACUGGAAUAUCAAUUAGAAUAUGGCGCUGAAAUUUGUACUAAAGUUGAUUUAUGCCGUCAAUGGAUAUCGACAUCGUUACUUCCUGGCUCAAAAUUAAUGCGAGUUCGAAUCGAUCCAGAAAAUUCUGAAUUCAUUUCAUUGGAAGAAACGAAUACAAGCAAAAUAGCAAAUGAAUUGACCAAAUUUUAUAAUCAUAAUCCUAAUAUCGGAUAUCAAUGUUUGUACAGUGUAUUGGCCGAUGUGAUGAGAAGUCCACCUGGUGAUUAUAUGUUAUCACAUGAUCCUAGACAUGCAACAUUUAUUUGUUUUAUGAGAUCUCGUCAAACCAACUCAAAAUUUGGUUUAGACCUCAAUGAUUUGAAAAACUUUCAAACGAAAGAAGAACAUAGUUAUCCUUUUAUUCGAAUCGAUUCGAACAUAAUAUUACCAAAUCAUAUCAAGCAAGGUGUAAUUCCUGGAUUAUUUAAGGGAGUAGCUAAAGUUAUCCCCAAAAAUAAUAAGCAAUGGAAAAAUACUAAGAAACGAAAAAGGAAAAACAAAAAUAAAAACAGAAACAAAAAGGUUAAAUAAGAAAAGAAGUUCAAGAGUGUAUUGUUUUGUGACCUGAGCAAUUUUGAAGUUGUAACGACCUGGUGUUUUUUAUUUCUUUUUCAUCAUAUACAAAAUCAAUGAGAUCCAUGGUUACCAUCUCGCAUAUAUCACUUUGGUUACGCUAAGAAAGUGGACUUCAAAACAUCAAUCAAGUCGUUUUUUAACCCCCGAACUAAAAAUAAAGGGGUGUUAUAAGUUUAACCGAUAUGUAUGUGUGUCUGUCUGUCUGUGGCAUCGU
This is a messenger RNA of Chrysoperla carnea, 2557 nucleotides long. RefSeq names its product little elongation complex subunit 2-like. Gene Ontology annotation, cellular component: transcription elongation factor complex. The record is from RefSeq and is a predicted model, not a curated record. The coding region runs from base 52 to 2298 and encodes 748 amino acids. NCBI's taxonomy places the organism in Eukaryota, Metazoa, Arthropoda, Insecta, Neuroptera, Chrysopidae. Gene Ontology annotation, biological process: positive regulation of transcription by RNA polymerase III; snRNA transcription by RNA polymerase II; snRNA transcription by RNA polymerase III. The transcript has 12 exons.